Molecule: messenger RNA, 561 nt
Organism: Dromiciops gliroides (monito del monte)
Lineage: Eukaryota; Metazoa; Chordata; Mammalia; Microbiotheria; Microbiotheriidae
Product: microtubule-associated proteins 1A/1B light chain 3A-like
Exons: 2
Coding region: 1-561 (186 amino acids)
Biological process (GO): autophagy of mitochondrion; macroautophagy; cellular response to nitrogen starvation
Cellular component (GO): autophagosome; cytosol; autophagosome membrane
Molecular function (GO): ubiquitin protein ligase binding
Source: RefSeq, a predicted model, not a curated record
AUGGCAGAGAAAGGCAGAAAGGUUGAAAGUGGGCUGACCAUGAGUCAGCAGUGUAACAGCAUCGUGAGGAGACCUAGUCAAAAUGAGCCCCAACGCUCACGAGAGAGAACCCGGAGCAGCAGCGGCGACACCCUGAUCCCUGACCCUGAACUUCCCACCCUAUCCCACCCCUGCCCGACCGAGGACCCCGGCGAGAUAUCCUCCCACAGGCCUUUCAAGGAGCUGCGAAACUUCGCCGACAGAUGCAAGGAAGUGCAGCAGAUCCGCGAGCAGCACCCCAGUAAGAUCCCAGUGAUCAUCCAGCGAUACAAAGGGGAAAAAGAGCUGCCUGUCCUGGACAAGACCAAGUUCCUUGUCCUUGAUCAUGUCAACAUGAGUGAAUUAGUGAAGAUCAUCCGUCGAAGACUCCAACUGAACCCCACUCAGGCCUUCUUCCUGCUGGUGAACCAGCACAGCAUGGUCAGUGUCUCCACACCCACCUCAGAGAUCUUUGAGCAGGAACAGGAUGAAGAUGGCUUCCUCUACAUGGUUUAUGCCUCCCAGGAGACCUUCGGCUACUGA